This is a messenger RNA of Eurytemora carolleeae, 1369 nucleotides long. RefSeq lists its product as uncharacterized. The transcript has 2 exons. Gene Ontology annotation, molecular function: catalytic activity. Lineage: Eukaryota; Metazoa; Arthropoda; Copepoda; Calanoida; Temoridae. Bases 168 to 1307 code for a protein of 379 amino acids. The record is from RefSeq and is a predicted model, not a curated record.
UAUACAGUUACAUGUACAGGUACAGGUACAGGUUCUUUGAUUAAUGGUACAAUUAAAGGUAAUUACAAGUUAACUUCGAACGAGUUAAGAGGAACAGUAACUUUUAUUAUGCAUGUUUCAGAAUAAACCAGUGAAAUUAUCCCCUAAUAAUCGUUGUAAUUCCCAGCAUGGGGAAAGGGAGAAACAGAAGAAAGGCAAAAAAGCCCAGGCAAAAGAAGUUAUUUGCUGGUGCUAAUAAAGAGGAAAAAUUAAAAUUAGUUCAUUGGAACAUUAAUGGAAUAUUGAGAGAUUCCAAGCUCGAACAUCUAGUUGAAAUACUCAACGAAGAGAGCAUAGGAAUAUGUUUUCUUAAUGAAACGUUAUUGGUACAUGGUACAAAUGAUGACCUGUCUAGUCUUGAUUCAUUCAUUGUUUACUCCAAAGAGCGUCCAUUUGGAUCAAAAAUGGGGGGAGGUCUGAUGACCAUCAUUAACCCAAGCAUCAACCAUUCCCGGUGGGAGCCCGGGUUAGUUAUGCAUCCGUACCUAGAUGCUGAAUGGUCUUGGUUAUUGGUGCAUGAAGGGGGACGAAACGUGGCUGUAUGCUCUAUAUACUGUGCAGCUGAAGUGCAUGGGAGCUCUUAUGAUUCAUGGAAUUUUGACUUACAUGCAAUGGUUUCAGCUGAAAUGGGCACUAUUAGAAAUGAGGGGUAUGAGUGCUUGAUUAUAGGGGAUUUUAAUGGCCACAUUGGAUGUGACGCACAGGGAAUCCCAGGAAACAACCCAGAUAUAAAUCAUAAUGGAGCACUUGUACGUGAUUUCAUUCAUUACACAGGACUGAAUUUGGUUAACAGUGAUCAAGCUCGGUGUUCAGGUGUCUUUACAAGAGCAACAUUAAACUCUAUUUCUUGUCUAGACCUAGUGUUAGAGGAUAAUAAAGUGGGGGAGCUAGUCGAAGAACUUUUCAUUGAUGAGAAUAACAAAGUGUUGGGUGGAAGUGACCACUCAGCGUUGUUUGUAACUCUCAAAAAUAAUGUCACCCAACUACCCCAGGAUGAACCUGAAGAGGUUCGUGUACCUAACCCGACAAAAAAGAAUGCUAACAAGUAUGCAGAGCGGCUUGACUCUUUGCUGAAAGAGCAAGACUGGACUAUAAUGGAUAUUAAUGCUCAGUGUGAGUUUUUUAUAUCUUCUGUCAAGAGUGCUGCAAUGCAUUUGGCUGAGUCAAGGCCACAGUUCAAGUACAAGAAACGUUCGUCAGGACCUGAAAUGCUUACUGGAUGCAUGGUUAUGUUUGGUAGCUCCACCUUAAAAGGUAAUGUCAGGUAGCCUAGUACUUCCCUGGUAGGCUGUGGUAAGAUACACCUCUGGACUCUGAUCCUGCCACGCCU